Diachasmimorpha longicaudata is the source of this 4897-nucleotide messenger RNA. It is a transcript of the gene Atg101, whose product is annotated as autophagy-related protein 101. Gene Ontology annotation, cellular component: phagophore assembly site. Gene Ontology annotation, biological process: autophagosome assembly; autophagy. The record is from RefSeq and is a predicted model, not a curated record. NCBI's taxonomy places the organism in Eukaryota, Metazoa, Arthropoda, Insecta, Hymenoptera, Braconidae. The coding region runs from base 714 to 1370 and encodes 218 amino acids. The transcript has 2 exons.
CUAUCAAUAUGGAGUGAAACUAUCGAAAAAUAUUUUUUUCUACUGAUCUGUCGGUCAAACUCAUGUUGAAUCUUCAAGUAUUCAUUUAAAAAUCAAUGAGAAACUAACGAACGAUUGUAAACUGAGUACAAACGGGUACACAGCUAGUACAAACGAUAGCAUUAGUUCAUUUUGCGAUAUGCAAUCACUUGUCGGCUGUCUACAUACGAAUCUAGCUACUUCGGACUUAGCACGAAAAUGGUGCGUGAAUGUUCGUGCACAGCUGUUGUUUACCGACAAAUGCGUGUCAAAGAAACUCUGUUGUGGAUUGGCGGGUUCAAAGAUUUCUCAGUCCGAAUGAUUCUAUCGACAUCGUGAAACGAAGUGUUAGUAAAAUACCAAAUACAGUCGAUUGUCCCUGUUGGCAGUUAAACAUGAAUAAAAGAUGUAAAAACCGAUGGGAGAAUUUAUAAUGGUGUCAUCUUCAUGAAAUUCAACACAAACGUAACUAAAAACAGUGUUGUAAUUGAUUGGUCAAGCAAGGCUAGGAGAGAAAAAAAUAUACACGAGCAAUCGAUGGCUGGGAGAAAAUGAUUGAAAACGUGCCAGUUAUGAGUGACCAGGGAAAUUGACCUAAACUAGAGUUUCUCACUUGUUGAGAGAAGGCUAACACAUGAUACGCUGGCUCGUCGCAUUCGUUGAGGAACAAUCGAAGGGACACUGAGGUGACCACAAUGAAUGCGAGAACACAAUUGUUUGAGCUGAGCAUGGAGGGUCGUCAGGUUGACGAGGCAGUAGCCUCGAUAUUCCACAGUGUCCUGUUCCAUCGGAGUUUAGGAAAAUUCAAGUACAAACAGGAGGGCAGUUACUCAGUGGGAACAGUGGGCUAUCAAGACGUUGACUGUGAUUUUAUCGACUUCACUUAUGUUUGCUGUUCCUCGAUUCACCUUGAUCAGACACUGAAGAGAGAAAUCUCUGGAUUUUCCGAGGCUUUGAGAUCUACCGACAGUCCUGGUUCAGGUCAAAUAUCCCUAGAGUUCUUCCAAAAGAAGAAAAAUCGUUGGCCCUUCCAACCUGAGUGUAUACCCUGGGAAGUGUGGACAGUACGUUUAGAGUUAAUAAAACUAGCUACUGAACACGAACGACAGAUUUGCAGGGAAAAAGUUGGAGAUUUAUUGACUGACAAAAUUCUGUACAUAACUGAAGUAAUGAAUCGUCACGAUUAUCUCCCUAAAAUGCCCAAUCAAGCUGAACUGGAUCUCAUAUUUGAUACAUCUUACCCAGAUAUUCAGCCUUAUCUAUUCAAACUGUCAUUUACAACAUCAGGACCACCGAGCACAACCAUGGGAAACACAAUGAAGAAACUAAUUAAGGAAACUCUGUCCAUUUAGUCGAGCAUUCAUCUCAGCUUAAUCGGAAUUUGGUAGUGAAGUGGUAAAUAAUGGAGAGAUGAAUUUAAUGUGAAUUGGCAUUCUAUUUUGAGAGAUAUCUCGAGACAGUAGAAGUCGGGAGUAUUUGGCGAAGGACUUUCUAUGAAGAAAUUGGUGAAUUUGAAAAGAAGAUGUCUUGUAGGAGCAAAGUGGUAUGAUAAACUAAGUCAAUUCCCAUUGAAUAUCAAUCUUGAAUGGAUAUUUUCCCAGUCUAAGAUACCGCAAGCUGUUCGUAUGAACUUUUGCAAAUUUCAAUGAGAGAUGAAAAUCUUUACAAGAUUCACUGCAAGAUUAGUGAACUUCCAGAGAUAUUUUAUUUCAAUUUUUCUAUUUUUCAUUCUGCCAUUCAUGAUGGCAUUGACUGUUAUAAAAGUUUAUAUCAUAGAACAUUUUUAAUUGUUAUAGAGUGUGAAAGGAAAUUACGAAUAAAGAACUGUUAAGUUACAUGUGGCGUGAAUGAAUGCGUGGAAGAGUCAGUGCUAACAUAAAUUGCAAAAUGAACAUGAAAACAGAAUAAAAUUGAAAUAAAAUAAAUUCAGGUCGGUCAAUCAAACAUCUAAAAACCACUAAAUCGUCUGCAAAGUUUCCAAAUACUUGGUUGUCCUGAAGUUGAUUUACACUGACCACUGGGCCUGUCACAAGUAGAAAAUGAAGGGAUCACGUCGCUCGAUAAGUAGAAAAGAAAUAAAAGCACAAGUUAUUGUAAUAUUUUUAAAGUGAAAUGACAUGAUGUGAUCUCUUCGUUUGCUGUGCAUGAUAGGGACCCAGAGUGCAGUAUUCGAGGUCACGUGUCACGCUUUAAACUGAUAAUUACUCCGGUCACAAAAAACUUGUCAGACUGAUAAUUUUCUUCGAGCUCAUCAAUAGCUUCUGAAAAUUUUGACGGAUAUCUUCCGCAUUUUCAUAAAGUGUGUAACGUAUCUACCAGCACCGCACUUUAAUCGAGCAGAAGGUGAAAAUAAGAGAAAUGUACGGUUUUUCUACGAUUUUUUUCUGCAAAAUUAAUUUCCAUUUCAGAAUUCAAAAUUGCGUUUAAUUUCCGCGCAGCACUAUGCACUUUAGUUAUUCCAUGUACAAUCAGUCAACAACUAAGCCUCACCCUCUUGGAAAUUGAUGAUCAUUUUUCCAGACGCGGGGCUUGGAAAAGGCGAUUUUGUUGUUGGAAAAAUUUUGUUCAAGCCACGCAGGGGAAGACAUAUGACCCUCCCCUACGUACUUGCUGUCCUUGCCUCUGGCUCGGAUCUCAAUCUUGUACGUGGGGAAUCAUUAUCUGUUCUCUACGGCUAGGCUUGAAAUCUACUAUUUCCCCGACUGGGGGGCUGGAAAAAUUAUUAUCAUAAUUUUUUCCAGAUUUUUGACAUCUCACUUCAGAGAUAUGAUUCUUCCUCAGUUUCCUCGUUUUUCUUCAAUAUUUCAAAUUCUAUUUACUCAAUUAUUAUUUUCCAAAAAUAACGCCGUCGGCUUUUGAAAGUACGAGAGUCAGUCAUUCAAUCAUGCGGCGUAGAAUAAUCAUUUUCAUACCAUCCACGAAAGAUUAGCUGCCUCGAAUUUGCAUACUGUCACUUAAAAAUGUAUGCUACGUACAAUCCUUUCGUCCGAUUUUCAAUCAAUUUGUAAUCUCUUCGGCUGCGUAUUUUCUGCAGCGCUGGGACAUUUAGUUCAUUGUACCCAACGGUACCGUAAUUUUUAUAGAAAAAAGUCCUGUAUUUUUUCCCCGUGAACCCAGCAUUCCCUGAGCUACGCAACAGGUCUUUUGAUAUUUUUUCUACCAUCGAAUAUGUUGAAAAAUCGAAUAAGGAAUGACACAAAAUUCAUCUCUCUUUAUCACUUCGUUGCAGAAAGCAAUAUAAACAUAAGAAUAUUGUAAGGUUUUAAUGCGAAAAACUCAUCGAUCUCACCAUGAAGUUUUACAUAUAAUCUCGAUAAACCUUUCAUCAAUUAUUCGCGUGUAAAGAUAUAAAAGUCCUAAACUACUGGAUAAGAUCAACUGAUUAGUACAAAUCGUAAUGAGAACUGUUCCCUCUCUAAUCACUGCAUAAUAUUGAACAGAAUACCAACAACAAAAUAACGACAAAUUUUAAUCAGAAAAUUCAAAUUUAUAUAAAAUAUCAUGGCGAUGGAAAAGUGACAUAAGUAUCUCGCUGCCUAAAACACUUCCAUCAUCGACACAUUAAGGUGUACGUCUAGCUGUAUAAAAAUUUUAAAGAGUUAUCAACAAUUUUUUUUUUAUUUGUUCCUCUCUCCAUCGUGAUUUUUUUCCUCCUUAGUAUCUAUCUGUAGACAGCGCAUCUGCCUUGGUCGAGCUCUUGCAAGUGUAGAAUUAGGUCAAUAGCAUCGGCUUUGUUUAUCCUCUCGCGAGAGGAAGGAGGAGAGGAGAGAGAAUUUCCACUAUAAGCGAAAAAGUUUUUGAGUGUAAAGUCAAACUAUUGAGACGUAAGGAAAGUGGAAAAAUACAGGGGAAGAAGGAAAGUCAGAAAGAAGAGUGGGAAUGCUGAAGCAUUCCUGUUUGUAUAUAGAUGUCAAAGAUGUACACAUAAAAACAUAUAUGCAGAUAUAUAUAUACAUAUAAAUAAUGAUUUUCGUUGUCAAGUGGUAGUAGGAGGUUUUUUAAAUUAAAUUUCCGUUUAUUUUUACGACAUUUUAGGAGUCGAAAAUGAGCAGGAUUUUUCACGAGAUAUUUUCAACUCAGGACAAAAAACUGUUUAAUUUUAAUACUAAUAAGAGAUUUUGUAGAUAGCCAGCUAAUUGGAUUGCUAUUGUUUUUUUUUCUAGUGAAAGUGAUCGUAAAACGUCUAUUAAAGGACAAAAAGUCUCUUGGCUCCAGCGAUAUUAGCAUAAUAAUGAAGUUUUCAAAUGGAAAAGUUUGUCAUUUUUUGGAAUUGUCUCUAUUUUCACUUGACACCGCAUUUUCAAGGCAGCGCACGUGUGUGAUAGCCCCUGUGGAAUGUAAUUUGCAUACAGAGUAGCAAUCGAAACCAUUAAAUCAGUAGAAUAGAGUCAGUACUAAACGAAAAACUGUCUCUUGAAUAAUUUUUUUCCAUAAACUAUCAUCACAAUUCAUUAAUAGGUGCACGUAUUAUAUUUAUUUUCUCAUUUAAUACAAAGUGAUCUUUAUUUAGAGAAAUCGUUGUAGACUAACUUUUUAAAUUACGAUCAGCCCUCGCCAGACUGAUGAUGUAAAUAAUGUUUUUGCGUAAUCUAAUAAUGAGUGGAUGUGAUCAAUCAACGAGCAAUUUUAACUUAACUCUCGAUUGCACAGAUAUAGGCAAUUGUAGUCCAUUGUUCUAUUGUAAGGAAUCGAAGAUUAUGAAUAUUUCUAAUUGACGGAGAAUCAAAGCAUUAUAAAUAUUAUUAUAAAUAAAUGAGUGUGAAUGGUUUUUUUUCGGCGGGAUAGUGCUUUUACAAUAUUGAAAGGAGUUUAGGUGUUUGAUUAUAUUAUUUAAAUAUAAAUGUACAGAAAUGAAUAAUAAUACAAGAUUCAAAUUGAA